This is a messenger RNA of Dimorphilus gyrociliatus, 1769 nucleotides long. Lineage: Eukaryota; Metazoa; Annelida; Polychaeta; Dinophilidae. The record is from the annotation of a GenBank genome assembly.
GCUUAGUUUUUGAUUUUAAUCGUUUUGGUUUUUAGUUAUUUUUGUUAAAGUAAAAAUCAAUUUUUCUUUGUUUUUGAAUAUUCAACAAACAUAUCUUUAGAACAAAUGAAACUGAUAAUCAAAUUACUAUUAAGCUUAUCAUUAAUAAUAUGUUACAGGCCUUUAGACGUAUAUGCGAUUGUUUAAGAGAUUCUGAAGAACUUGUUUACGAUACUAGCGAAGGUGAUUGCGUAAGAAUUUGUUUAGAAGAAAAGAGAAAUUGCAGAUCUAUUUCUUACGAUACAAAAACCAGUACCUGUAUGUUUUCAAAAUAUACUAGAAAAACCAAUCCAUCCAGCUUUAUUACUCUCUCUGGUGGAAGAUAUUUUGAGAAGAAACCUGACUGUAGACCAGAAUGCAUAUUGGGUCCUUCCCCUGGUUUCCGCCUGAAAAGCGAUAUAUUAAAAACGUUAAACACCAAGAAUGAUUUGGAAUGCAUAGAGGCCUGUUUAGCAAUGAAACCAAGUGGAAUUUGUCUUUCAGCAGAUAGGAACAAGUUAAAUAAAAUAUGUACGUUGCAUAGUAAGACAAGGAGAUCGCAGGCUGCUGUAUUUGCGCCAUCUAUUAGAUAUAUUUAUUGGGAUGUUGAUUGUCAAGAAGAUGAUUUCGAGAUAAGUGGAGAUGAUAGUGGAUCUGGAAGUGGUUGCGAAAGUUCUCUUUGCUUAAAUGACGAUGAUAUCUGCGAACCAGGUAACUGUAAUAAAGUUCAAGCAGUCGAUUGCCGAGAGGAAAAUAUUGAAUGCGAAGGAGAAAUUACAUGCUUCAAAGAAUUCGAAAAGAAACAUUUGAUCUUUAACGAUAUUAAAAUAUUUCCAACAACUAGUAGAGAAUUGUGUCAAUCCUCUUGCUUACUUACUCCAGGUUGUAAAUCAUCGGAAUACGAUAAAGUCAAGGCAAAAUGUUAUAUAUCGAGAGAAUCGUCAAAAACCAAACCAUUUUCAUUCAGAGAUCACGGAAAUGUUAUUUAUUGGGAAAGGAAUAAUGUUUGCUCUUCCGCCUGCUUUCUAAGACAAUUUGAAAAUCAUUUCUUAGGCGGUUACAAUUGGAAGAAACUUAAAGUUAAAAAUUCUUUACAGUGUAUGACUUUUUGCCUAAGUAACAAUCAAUGUUCAUCGGCUGAUUUCAAUAAGAAAACAAAUACUUGCUUCCUAAGUAAAGAAAGUCAAUUGACGCAAAGAUUUCGUCUAAGAAGGAAUAAUGAUUAUAUUUUUUGGGCAAGAGGUUGCAGAGCAGAAUAUCCUUGUUUUGUUGCUUUGUAUAACAGGCGUUUAUUAAAAAGCGAUUUUGACUCGGUUGAUGGUAUAUCAGAAAAAGAGUGCGCUAAAUUGUGUAUGGAAAGACAGUGUAGAUCAAUUAACUACGAAUUUAUCAGUAAAACAUGCUAUUUGAAUAGGUUCACAAGACUGUAUUUUCCUUUUCAAUAUGUAAAAGCUGAAGGAAUCAUUUAUAUGGAAAAGAAAGGUGUUUGUAAACCAGAUUGUUAUUAUAAGAAAAUUGAACGUUCGACAAAAAUUGAAUUCGAGGGAGAGACUUUCAAUUCGAAAUCUGAAGAUACAUGUUUCGAAGAAUGCCUUAAUAGAUCUGAAGCUUGCACGACGGUCGAAUUUAACAGAGAAGAGAAUAGAUGUAGAAUUGAAAAUAAAGUUCAAAAGAGAUUAACUAUUGAGAGUCAGCCAUUCAGCGAUAGUACUAAAUACAUCUACUGGACAUUGGAAUGCCCAGGAGAAUAA